AUGAAGAUCCUGAUUGUGGUCUUGCUUUGUCUGCACCUCUCAGAGGGUUUGGAAAGAAUCAUUCUGAAGAAAGGCAAGUCUAUUCGAGAGGUGAUGCAGGCACAUGGAGUACUGGAGACCUUCUUAAAGAACCACCAGAGGAAGGAUCCAGUCACCAAGUAUCAGCUCAGUAAUGAAGCUGUUGCCUAUGAGCCCAUCACCAACUACUUGGACGCAUUCUACUUCGGCGAGAUCAGCAUUGGCACACCACCCCAAAAUUUCCUGGUCCUCUUUGACACGGGCUCCUCCAAUCUAUGGGUGCCUUCUGUCUACUGCCAGAGCCAAGCCUGCUCCAAUCACAACAGGUUCAAUCCCAACCUGUCCUCCACCUUCCGAAACAAUGGACAAACCUAUACCCUGUCCUAUGGGAGCGGCAGCCUCAGCGUGGUCCUGGGCUAUGACACUGUGACUGUUCAGAACAUCAUCGUCAAGAACCAGGAGUUUGGCCUGAGUGAGAAUGAGCCCAGCAACCCCUUCUACUAUUCAGACUUCGAUGGGAUCCUGGGCAUGGCCUACCCGAACAUGGCAGUGGGGAACUCCCCAACGGUGAUGCAAGGGAUGCUGCAGCAGGGCCAGCUCACCCAGCCCAUCUUUAGCUUCUACUUCUCUCGCCAACCGACCCAUCAGUAUGGCGGGGAGCUCAUCCUGGGAGGUGUGGACACUCAGCUGUACUCUGGUGAGAUCAUCUGGACUCCUGUCACCCGGGAACUCUACUGGCAGAUCGCCAUCCAGGAGUUUGUCAUCGGCAACCAGGCCACAGGCUUGUGCUCCCAGGGCUGCCAGGCCAUUGUGGAUACGGGGACCUUCCUUCUGGCUGUCCCCCAGCAGUACAUGAGUUCCCUCCUGCAGGCCACAGGAGCCCAGCAAGCCCAGAAUGGCGAUUUUGUGGUCAAUUGCAACUAUGUACCGAGUUUGCCCACCAUCACCUUCGUCAUCAGCGGGUCCCAGUUCCCUCUGCCUCCUUCUGCCUACGUCUUUCACAGACCCCAGGAGUACUGCGUCCCCAGCCCUCAGUGUUUCUUCUCACCAGGCACAGCCACGAAGCUUGUGUGCUACUUUACCAAUUGGUCCCAGUACCGCCCAGACCCUGCCAAAUACAUGCCCGAGAAUGUGGACCCAUGCCUGUGUACACACCUUAUCUAUGCCUUCGCCACUAUGGUCAAUAAUAAGAUCGCGCCCUACGAGUGGAAUGACGAUGUCCUCUACCCUCGGUUCCAGGCUCUCAAGCAGCAGUUCACCACCAUGGUGGCCACAGCUGGCAACCGUAAGAUUUUCAUCGACUCAGUGAUGGAGUAUCUCCGGCUGCAUGGAUUUGACGGCAUUGACCUUGACUUUGAGUACCCAGGGUCCCGGGGCAGCCCACCUGAGGACAAGCAACGUUUUACUCUUCUGAUUGAGGAAAUGUUAGCAGCCUUUGAAGCUGAGGCCCGAGCCACAGGACGUCCCCGGCUGCUGAUCUCAGCAGCCGUCUCUGCAGGCAAAGGGACUAUCGACGCCGGUUAUGAAAUCGCCAGGAUCGGAGCUACAUUCUGUGAAGGCAAAGCUGAUGGCAUCUAUGGGGACCCUGAUGAUCCCUCCAGGUUCUUUGAGUGUGCCAAUGGUAACACUGUGGCCAAAAGGUGUGCAGAGGGCCUCGUGUUUGAUGAGAGCUGCAAGUGUUGCAACUGGCCCUGA
Messenger RNA from Echinops telfairi (small Madagascar hedgehog), 1713 nucleotides. Its product is annotated as pepsin B-like. Bases 1 to 1713 code for a protein of 570 amino acids. The record is from RefSeq and is a predicted model, not a curated record. Gene Ontology annotation, cellular component: extracellular region. NCBI's taxonomy places the organism in Eukaryota, Metazoa, Chordata, Mammalia, Afrosoricida, Tenrecidae. Gene Ontology annotation, molecular function: hydrolase activity, hydrolyzing O-glycosyl compounds; chitin binding; aspartic-type endopeptidase activity. Gene Ontology annotation, biological process: carbohydrate metabolic process; proteolysis. The transcript has 12 exons.